Molecule: messenger RNA, 1924 nt
Organism: Bradysia coprophila
Lineage: Eukaryota; Metazoa; Arthropoda; Insecta; Diptera; Sciaridae
Source: RefSeq, a predicted model, not a curated record
AAAAGUAAAUCGUUCAUUUGAAAAUUCACUUAGCAGUUAUUCCCGAUGCAAACAUCACAGUUGCACGGCUAUGUGUAGAGUGUAGAAAUGAAAAAAUAAAAAAAAAUCCAGAAAUUUUGUCGUUUAAGGCGAUCAGUUAAAAAUAACUUGAAAAUUAGUUCAAUAAAUUCAGAAGAUUGUCUAAAAUCUUAAAAAAAUGGAAGAAAGUAAUAAACUGGAAGUAACCGAAGAAUUACGAAAUGAAACUGCUGAACAUCGAAAUGGCGGUGAUGGACAAGAUCUGGUUGAUUCCGUGGAAAAGGAAAACGUUCAAAAUGGAGGCGGCGAUAACGGGGAUCACCCCAGUGUAAAGGUUAAAUCAAAGAUCGGUGACUAUCAUGUGAACGCUCUGCCAUUCGUUCCGAAACGAGUCAGUUAUUGUGCGAAAGAUGAAACCACUACGGAUCCUGCCAAAGACUCAGUUUCAUCUCCAAUUUUAACUGUUCCUAAUGGUCUCACCAUCAAAUGCAAUCCUCGAAUUUGGCAGAGUAUAUCCGCACGUUCGUCUGAAACUGAAACAAGCAAUCUUGGUCAGCUGAAGCCAAAGUCUUUGUUCACACUAUCCGGGACCGAGUCGAAGACAAAUUUGCGGUCUACUAUCCGUCAAGCUUGCAGUACUCCAAAUGUACCUAGACUUGAUCGUGAUGAUGUGUCUCGCGAUAGAUGUCCGUCAUCUGUGAAAUUUGAUGUGAAGCAAAGUCGCAGUUAUUCCAAUUCUGUACUUGAUGAAGGUUCGACCGGCGAAUCCUCUCCUCAAUUCAACGAAAGGAAUGCGGUGGAAUCCCCAUCCCGAUUGUUAUCUGGACGACGUAAUAACAUCGACUUCUUGGAAUCACCCCGUUCCUUCGGUCCAAUCAUCUUGCCCAAUGCAACUAUUAAAGUUCGUCUACGCAACGGUAUCAGUGUUGAUAUGACGCUGGACAAAGCUGUAUGUGUUAUUGAUAGCCGGAGUCGGAUAACCAUUUCAUUGUCUUGUAAUGGGGCGUCGGCUGUUAUGAUUCAUCCUAAUGGUAAAAUUCAUCAGAUUGGGACUUGCGUUGAAAUUGUCGCCUAUGACGGAACCAAGAGAAAUAAUUACGUCCGCUACUCUAAGAUGUGGCAUAAAGGAAUCAGCUUUACAAGUGAGAGUAGCGCCCUUGUCUAUUUGGUCGAUUCAGCAGGAACACGUACGACAAGUGAUACAUUCGCUGAUAUGAGAACCGACUAUAGCAUUCCAGUGUUUUUAGCUGGUUCUAGACAUGGCUCUAUGUAUAUAAGAGAUGCUGUCUCAGUCAUCGGUCGUUCAACUUACUGGUGUGCCGAUGACGGAACAGAAGAGUUUCAUAUCAACGACUUCCGCAUUAUACAAACAGGUGAUGGCGUUGUCAAUGUGGUACGUUCAAGUUACCAGUGGCUGAUCCGAACAAGUUUUCGAAAUUGUUGUGCCACCUUAACCACUCCACAAAUUCACUGUACUGCUUCGCUAAGCGAGACUCCGCACUUGUUCGUGAGACGCCAAGAUAAACGGGUCCACUUCGACGGUUACUCAUUUGUUGUGCGCAACGCUAGUCAAUCAGCCGGCUUUGACGAAAAUAAUCUGUUGAAGGUCUACUGAUUCGGAAAGCGAAUCGGCAUUCGAAUUUUAUUUUCAAAAAAAAUUCCAUUUUAUUCUUCGUUAAUUUCUGUUAAUUUCGUUCGAUUCCACGUAGAGUUUAAGUUGAGUGCCACACUUUUGGAAUUUGCUCAUUUUUGAUUGUUCCUUCCUUUUUUCGCCAAUUUUAAAAUUAGUACAAUAAAAUUUGUAGUGCUGUUUGUUGAAUGGGGCGGUAUAUGCCCCGUCAGAAAAAAAUAACAUUAAUCCUCCUGAUGUAUGGAUCUAAAUAAAUAUUUUAAUUUUCCGUUUGAA